Messenger RNA from Episyrphus balteatus (marmalade hoverfly), 85 nucleotides. RefSeq lists its product as uncharacterized. NCBI's taxonomy places the organism in Eukaryota, Metazoa, Arthropoda, Insecta, Diptera, Syrphidae. The record is from RefSeq and is a predicted model, not a curated record. Gene Ontology annotation, molecular function: catalytic activity.
UAAGAACUGGAGAGUAAUCGAGGACUAUACAGGUAGCGACCACCAGUAUAUCGUUUUCGACCUGUUCGACAACUUCGACGAAUAG